This is a messenger RNA of Blumeria graminis f. sp. triticale, 765 nucleotides long. Lineage: Eukaryota; Fungi; Ascomycota; Leotiomycetes; Helotiales; Erysiphaceae. The record is from the annotation of a GenBank genome assembly.
AUGCCGACAUUUGGAUUUUUGAAGAAGCGGAAAAAGGUGUCAUUGGGUCACAGGGACCUUGAUUCUCCUGCUUCGACACUUAGUCAACCUGCUAGUCCGAUUACCCCAUCUACCUCCCGAGGUCUCGGUGAACCCAUUGAUACAACACCAUCGAAAAUCACGUCGCCUGGCCAAAAACUCGGUUCUAACAUCGCAAAAGAUCAUCGGGGAACUCGAACUACUGUAGAGGAUUUACCUUCGAUGACAGACGUAUCACAUCUCCAACAAGUAUACCGAAACUUAUCACAAGGAUCUACAGCAAGCAAAAGCAAUCUUCUAACCAUUCAUAACCUCAUCAACCCCCCGCAGCACGACGGUGCAGGUCAGUCAAAAGUCAUGCCAGAAAAACACAUGAACAAUAAAACCGAAUACCCAGUUCAGGGUAAAUCAGCAGUGGCUCAAGUCAGACAGACUAAGGGGAAGUACUCGUUGAGUGAUUUUGAAAUAUUGCGUACUCUUGGGACAGGUAGUUUCGGUAGGGUUCAUCUGGUUCAAUCAAAGCAUAAUCAAAGGUUUUACGCCGUGAAAGUAUUGAAAAAGCAGCAAGUAGUAAAAAUGAAGCAAGUAGAGCAUACAAAUGACGAGCGAAGUAUGUUACAAGAAGUCAAGCAUCCUUUCCUGAUAACUUUGUGGGGAACUUUCCAGGAUUCAAAAAAUCUUUACAUGGUUAUGGAUUUCGUUGAAGGUGGCGAACUCUUUUCUCUAUUGCGAAAAUCUCAGGUAUGA